Molecule: messenger RNA, 1350 nt
Organism: Suncus etruscus (white-toothed pygmy shrew)
Lineage: Eukaryota; Metazoa; Chordata; Mammalia; Eulipotyphla; Soricidae
Gene: AURKA
Product: aurora kinase A
Biological process (GO): regulation of cytokinesis; protein phosphorylation; mitotic spindle organization
Cellular component (GO): chromosome passenger complex; spindle midzone; spindle pole centrosome
Molecular function (GO): ATP binding; protein kinase activity
Source: RefSeq, a predicted model, not a curated record
AUGAACUGGCCUAAAGAAAACUAUGGCUCAGGACCCCUAAAGGCUGCAACUCUCCUGGGUCACGGUCCGAAGCGUGUGCUGGUGCCGCAGCCCUCUCAGAACCCACCGUCUGCAAGUGGUGGCCAGGCCCAGCGGGUCUUGUGCCCAUCCAAUUCCUCCCAGCGCCUCCCUGCACAAGCCCCAAAGGGCGUCCCCGGCCACAGAGCGGUUCAGAAUCUGAAGCACAAGCAAUUGCAGGCCACUAGUAUAGCUCGUCCUGUCUCUCAGCCCUCCAACAGCAGCACCUCAAAGAGUGAGCAGGUCUUGCCACCGGAAGCUGGAAAUAAUUCUGAAAAGGAACUGCAAUCAAAACAGAAAAAUGAAGACUCUAAAAAGAGGCAGUGGGCCCUGGAUGACUUUGAGAUCGGCCGCCCACUGGGGAAGGGAAAGUUUGGCAACGUUUACCUGGCCAGAGAGAAGCAGAGCAAGUUCAUCCUCGCCCUGAAGGUGCUGUUCAAGGCUCAGCUGGAGAAGGCGGGCGUGGAGCACCAGUUGCGGAGGGAAGUGGAGAUCCAGUCCCACCUGAGGCACCCCAACAUUCUGCGACUCUACGGCUAUUUCCAUGACGCUACCCGAGUUUACCUGAUUCUAGAAUAUGCACCUCUUGGCGCUGUCUACAGAGAGCUCCAGAAACUGUCCAAGUUUGAUGAGCAGAGAACUGCAACUUACAUCACGGAGCUAGCCAAUGCCCUUUCGUACUGUCACUCGAAGCGAGUCAUCCACCGGGACAUCAAGCCCGAGAACCUGCUGCUGGGGUCGACGGGGGAGCUGAAGAUCGCAGACUUCGGCUGGUCUGUGCACGCCCCCUCCUCCAGGAGAACCACCCUCUGUGGCACCCUGGACUACCUACCCCCGGAGAUGAUUGAAGGGCGGAUGCAUGAUGAGAAGGUGGACCUCUGGAGCCUCGGUGUCCUUUGCUACGAGUUCCUUGUUGGAAAGCCACCAUUUGAGGCGGAAACGUACCAGGAAACGUACCGGAGAAUAUCCCGGGUGGAAGUCACCUUCCCAGACUUCGUCUCAGAGGGGGGCGCGGACCUCAUUUCCAGACUGCUGAAGCAUUCUCCCAGCCAACGGCUGACUCUAAGGGAAGUGCUUGAACACCCCUGGAUCACGGCGAAUUCGACCAAGCCGUCCAGUAGCCAGAAAGGCAAAGACUCGUAGGCCCGAGGGAGCUGCUUGCCCCGGGGCUGCUUCUGAUGGCCGCAUCCCAGUGUUCUGGGGCCUUCCCAGUCAGAAUCUCACUCAGACAGACAGGCACGACCCCGAGAGACCGUGCUGGAUCCCGCGACCUCACGGGUUUCCCAGGGCAAA